AUGACCUGUCACUUUUGGACCCUCCGUCUUGUCGAUUUCGCGUGCCCCGGCAGACUGGGACGGCGAACAGACAUUUUGGGCUGGGGGCAGGGGUGUUUCAAAACCGAUAGACGAAUUGCGGGAGAACAACUGCCGGGAUUUAGUCGAGGCGACUAUUCGCGAUUCGACGGCGGUGUGUCAAAGGUGAGAUGGCGUGUACCCGUCACGCUAGGCACAGACACAGGCGCCGCCCAUCCGCUCAGCUGGAACAAUGAAAGCAAAGCCGGACCCCGCGCGCUACUGCGCCAGAGCGCGCCAAACCUGUACGGCGCUACCGAUGUUCGAUAG
Fusarium vanettenii 77-13-4 is the source of this 327-nucleotide messenger RNA. RefSeq lists its product as uncharacterized. The coding region runs from base 1 to 327 and encodes 108 amino acids. The record is from RefSeq and is a predicted model, not a curated record. The transcript has 3 exons. Lineage: Eukaryota; Fungi; Ascomycota; Sordariomycetes; Hypocreales; Nectriaceae.